Molecule: messenger RNA, 1056 nt
Organism: Candida tropicalis MYA-3404
Lineage: Eukaryota; Fungi; Ascomycota; Pichiomycetes; Serinales; Debaryomycetaceae
Exons: 1
Coding region: 1-1056 (351 amino acids)
Source: RefSeq, a predicted model, not a curated record
AUGAUCAUGGCAAAUAUAACAGAAGUAAAAAAUUCGACAUUGGGGAAAAUUAAUUUCUAUUACCUUUAUCCAAUCAGAACAAUCAUGAAUACUUCAGUAACAUUACAACCAAAUGCUAUUAAUUCCAAUAAACAAAUGGAACAAAAUUAUAAAUUAGCAUUAAAACAAUUUAUAAAUAAGAAUUUCCCAACAUCAUUCAAAUUAAUUCAUUCAUUAUUUCAAACAUGUUUUCAAGAAUAUUCAAAAGGAACAAUAUCAAAAAAUUUAUUAAUUAAAAUAAUUAAUUUAUAUUUAUUAGAAACUGGGGUUUGUUUAAAAGAUAAUCAUUUAAAUCAAGUUCAAAAUUUAGCUGCAUUGAAUUCUAUUACAAGUAAUGAAAUUAUUAAUCGACUUAAAUCAAUAUUUGAAAAUUAUAUACCUUGUGAAAUUUUAUAUAAUUAUCAUUUAAUGUUUAUUACAAAUUCUGAUUUAUUGAUCAAUGAAAAAUAUGAAUAUUUGACUCAAUUACGAAAAGAUUAUCAUCAUAUAGACGAUGAUGAUAAAUAUAAAAGGAAAUUUAUGGAUUUAAUAAUAUUUGAGAUCUUACCUUCAUUUGAUGAAUUUGAAGAAGCUGAAAGAUUAAUUGAAGAUCCAAUAGAUUUGAAAAAAUUGAAAGAAAUUAAGAAAUUAAAACAAGAUUUAAAAGAUAAAGAAAAAUUUAAAGCUUUAGAACAAGAAAGAUUAAUUAAACAAAAAGAGGAAAAAGAAUUAGAAAUAGCUAAAGAAAAGGCAAAACAACUGAAUUUGAAAUAUAAAUCAAUUAAAGAAAUUCAAAAGAAUUAUAAUGAUGAAUCAGUUAGAAAAUCUACACCUACAACAAGGGAUAAUAAUCAACAAUUGAAAUCAAAAUUGAUUUACUUAUAUGGAAUUGUUCAAAAAUAUUUAAAAGAAAAUAUUUUGAUUCUUUUAAUUGUUGCUAUUCUUGCCAUUGGAUCAAGAAAGUAUUUAAAAGGUGUUAAUUUAAAAGAUAAGAUAAUUGAAACUGUUCAAAUGGCAUUUAAAUUCACUUAUGUAUAG